AUGGGGUUCUCCAUCACCUCAGCUGUAAUGGGUGCAGUUAUCAUCAUUUGUUACAGUAUCAUGAUUUCUUUGAGCGAUUCUGGAUCCUAUAACGGCUAUUACGACUAUAGCUAUGGACGAGGUUAUUACCGCUAUGAUGGAAAGAUGGCCAUUCUCGCCAUAAUGCUUAUCCUGGGUAUUAUUGCAUUUGGGGCUGGAAUAUGGGCAGCAAUAUGUACCUGUUUAAUGAAGCCAUGCGGUUGCUGCGGACAACCGCAGGUAAGUCGGGCGUCAGCAGUUUCAUUUUGAAAAUUGCUCAGAAAUUCCAGUCAGACUAUCGCUGCGCAUCCAUGCUGUGAGGCUGUCGAUGUAAUCUUUGUACUAUCAGGAAUAAAAUGUUACGUUAAGGCCCUAUAUUGUAACCGAAAGUGGGCCCUGAAUAUAUAACUUACUGCCCUUUUAGAUAUUUUUCAUUCUUCUCUCAUAAGUAUUCUACUGUACUUUACUAUUUUAUUGCAUCGAGUUUGCGUAGUGAGGACGUCGUGUGGGUUGGAUGUUCAAGAAAAAAAAGUAACAACAGCCAUAAAAAAUCCUUUUCUGUAGUUUAAAAAAUAACGAAAGAAAACUAUAGUAAAAAUUUGUACCCAUGGCACACCUAGAGUACAUGUGUAUAUAAAAACAUGAAACGUCAAACUGAUCCUUACGGCAAGGUGAUGAAGAAGUCAACAAAAGAAUAAAACAGAAAAAUAUAUAUUUAAACAAAUUGGGUAAUUUGCUGAAAUAUAUAUAUUGAUUAUAAGUUUAAUUAUACUGAUCCAGGCCUACAACUGAGAGAUCCGGCACUACUCAUUGGUUUGUUGCUGUGGACUUGCUGACAUUUUAUGACGGGUCUUUUAUAUACAUGUGUCAGUAUGUCAGGGUAAUUUUGUAAUAUUUGAAAUAAUUACAGGUAGACCAGCAGAUGUAUGGUUAUCCAGCCGGUGGUUACGUCAUGACCCAAAUGUCCGCGGGUAAUGUUCCUGUGGCUGUUCCUGUGCAGGCAAUGCAAGCAGGCGCCGGUGGAGCAGCAGCACAGGGUUACCAUCAACCGAUGGUGGUAGUGCCUGUUUCUGGUGCAGCAGGGGGUCAAAUGAUAGUCCAGCAAGCUGCCUCACCUGAAGGGAUGGCUACAGAUGCCCUACAGCAGCAGCAGGAGGCUCCUUCGUUCACACGUGGAGGUUACGUUGCACUGCACGACGAGCAGGUUUGUCUGAUACUCUCUAUGGUAGGGUGGGGGUAAUGCAAAACUAAGCGAACAUGUCGCGAGACGAGAACAUCCACUGAGUGAAACCGAGGAAGCAUUUAGCUGUGAUGGAGCUUUUACCACAUGUUUUCCUAGGCUUUCCACUAGGCUGAAUUACCAGCUUCCGUUUGGGAUGGCGAAAAUCGAGCCUAGCUUUGCGCGUGUUAAGAGUGAAAAUGCUACCCAACAACACGUGACUUAAUUAGUAGGUUCACGAAUAACACUCAGACUGACAAAAUUAAACGAUAACGAUGGGAUAGCAUGAUGAUAAUGAUGAUAAUGAUGACGAUGCUGUUGAUGAUGAUGAUGAUAAUGAUGUUGAUGAAGAUGGUGAUGGUGAUGAUGAUGAUGAUGAUGGUGAUGAUGAUGAUGAUGAUACUGAUGGUGAUGAUGAUGAUGAUGAUGAUUACAAAAACAGGCAUAUCCCUGGAAGAGACCCCUGCUAUCCGACUCUCGUAAUACCACCCCUUUCUGUACAUGACAUGAUCACGAAACCUUAUGUAGGUCAUUACCUGACUUUUUAGAUAGUCGAGUCGACAUUAGUUGACCAGUCAAACAUACACCUCUAUAAAUUCAUAAAUUAUGCAUCUAACACUUGUCUUCUUUCCUUUCCUUUAUAGCUACAAGUGAAGCUCUAG
Messenger RNA from Porites evermanni, 1899 nucleotides. Lineage: Eukaryota; Metazoa; Cnidaria; Anthozoa; Scleractinia; Poritidae. The record is from the annotation of a GenBank genome assembly.